AUGGGUGGUGUGAUCAGCUCCUGUGCGGACAACUCUGCUCUGGUUGGGUGCCCCACCGGCCGGGCGAGUCACAGCUUUCCCUUGCGGGUGUCCGUGGAGGCUGCGCGCGCCGCGGCCGCCGCAGCCAUGGGCAGUGCGAUGCCUGCACUGGUCGUGGGAUACUCCACAGCACUCACCAAAGAGGCGGGCGCGGCCUCCAUCAGGCUGCAGCUCAAGCCUGGGCCCAAAGCAUCGUACCGCUCUAAUUUGAGCUCGGCAGCGGCCAGCUGCGCCACCAUCUCGCUGCGCGCAGAAGGGCGGCUUGGCUUCCUCGCUGGAAUCGCAUCCGUCAUUCGAAAGGAGGAUGGUCUCUUUCUCGAAGUGGUCGUUUUUGGCCGUCCGAAUGAGCUCCUGCAAGAACUGAUGCCCUUGGACGAGUCUGUCCUGGAAUCGUUGUAUCGGCUGGGCGCCAUCGUAGACGUUCGCUUUUUGCGGUCUCUGCCCUGGGAAACAGCGGAACUCCAGGAGGAGGAACUUCGUACGGCGGACGUGCCACCCAACCGUGCCAGGGCCUUGGACCCUGCCGAGGCCGCGUCCGAGGCGGCACCUACACGCUCCGCCAAAGCGGAGUGGCUGGUUGAACGCCUGCUGUCCCUGGCAUCGACCUUGGAGUCCCAGUUUGGCACAUCCCGACAUGAUUCUGAAGCCACCUACGAGGGAUGCGAGCUGGACAGUGAGGGGGUCGUUUCAUGGCUCCGUGAAGCAGGGCUUCAGAUUACGGGGAACAUGUUCAUCGAAACGCGCUGA
Symbiodinium natans is the source of this 786-nucleotide messenger RNA. The record is from the annotation of a GenBank genome assembly. NCBI's taxonomy places the organism in Eukaryota, Dinophyceae, Suessiales, Symbiodiniaceae.